CAUCUCCCUCGCGACACAUAUCAUAAGACAGAGAAGAGGAACGAAUCUCAAGACGUUACGUAUUAGCUUAUAGCCAUUAUUAGUUUUGUCUCUUCUACUAGUUCGUUGGUCGUCUUCUUCGUCUUAGUAAUUCCAUGAUUCUUCUUCCUUCUGCUUCACCUUCCCGAUGACCCUCUGCACAAGCCGCGAUCAUGACGCUAAAUCCUCCUCCGUCGCAGCAAACGCCUCAGUCGCCGCGUCGGAUUCCCAAUCGCCGCGUUCUCAUCGUCGGGAAUUACUGCCACGACGUUCUGAUCCAAAACGGAUCCGUCGUAGCUGAAACACUCGGCGGCGCCGCCUCUUUCAUCUCUAAUGUCCUAGAUUCUUCCUCUGUAUCCUGCGAAUUGGUCUCCAAAGUCGGACACGACUUCAGAUACGAGGUUAUCCACUCUCCGAUCGUGGCUCCGGACAAAGAAACCACAAUUUUCGAGGCGUAUUUCGAUCUGGGAAUCGAUGGGAUCGGUCACGCUGAUCGGGUGUUGAAACGGGUCUCUGCAUGUGAUCCGAUUCUUCCUUCGGAUAUACCCGAUUCGAGAUUCGAUUUCGGGAUGGCUGUUGGAGUCGGUGGCGAGAUUUUACCGGAGACGCUUGAGAAAAUGGUGGAGAUCUGCGACGUUGUUGCUGUGGAUAUUCAAGCUUUGAUUAGGGUUUUUGAUCCCGUGGAUGGAGCUGUGAAGCUUGUUGAUUUGAAAGAAAGUGGAUUUUUUCACAUCUUGCAUCGAAUUGGAUUCUUGAAAGCUUCAUCAGACGAAGCUCUUUUCAUGGAUGUUGAACCAAUUGAAGCAGCUGUGUAGUGUGGUGGUGACUAAUGGUGAAA
Arabidopsis lyrata subsp. lyrata is the source of this 856-nucleotide messenger RNA. RefSeq names its product inositol 3-kinase. Bases 192 to 833 code for a protein of 213 amino acids. The record is from RefSeq and is a predicted model, not a curated record. The transcript has a single exon. Gene Ontology annotation, biological process: myo-inositol hexakisphosphate biosynthetic process. Lineage: Eukaryota; Viridiplantae; Streptophyta; Magnoliopsida; Brassicales; Brassicaceae.